Messenger RNA from Cavenderia fasciculata, 4257 nucleotides. RefSeq names its product SET domain-containing protein. The coding region runs from base 1 to 4257 and encodes 1418 amino acids. Gene Ontology annotation, cellular component: nucleus; chromatin. Gene Ontology annotation, molecular function: protein binding; histone H3K36 methyltransferase activity; DNA binding. Lineage: Eukaryota; Evosea; Eumycetozoa; Acytosteliales; Cavenderiaceae. The transcript is spliced from 3 exons. The record is from RefSeq and is a predicted model, not a curated record. Gene Ontology annotation, biological process: regulation of DNA-templated transcription.
AUGAAAGAUAAAGAACCAACCAUCACAACUGGUGAUGGUACGACCACUAGUAGUAGUAGUAGUACUGGUGGGUCUAGUAGUACAAGUACAACGACGACAACAACAACGACUACAAUGGCUAGCAAUGGUAAUGGAGUGGAUAUCAAAGAAAAGAAAUCAUCAUCAUCGUCAGAGCAUAAUAAUCAUUCCCGAAACAAGCAAGAUAGUAGUAGUAACCGUAAAUAUAAUGGUGGUGAUGGUAGGGAUAGGGACAGAGAUAGAGAGACAAGCAGUGGUAGUGGUCAUGGAGGAGACAAAAGAGACCGUGAUACUACUCCAAGAGAUAGUCUUCGCGAUAGUCAUGGAGGAGAUAGAGAUAGAGAUAGAGACAGAGACAGAGACAGAGACAGAGAUAGGGAUAGACACCAUAAAGAUAACAGUAGUCAUGGAGGUGAGAAGGAUAAACACCGAUCAGACACCACUAAAGAUAGAGAUAGAGACAGAGACAGAGACAGAGAUAGAGAUAGAGAUAGAGAUAGAGAUAGAGAUAGAGAUAGAGAUAGACACCAUAGUAGUAGUAGUAGAGAUACCAAUACCAAAGAUAUCGCUACUACUAGUCAUCAUGGAGGAGAUAGAGAUAAUAGAAAUGGUGACAGAUCAAGAGGAGGAGGAGGAGGUGAUAGGGAUCGCGAUAGAGAAAGAGAUAGAGAUAGAGAUAGAGACAGAGAUCGCGAUCGUAGAGACCAUGGUAAAAGGGAUUCUUCACAUCCCUCCUCUUCUUCCACCUCAUCAACCUCGUCCACCUCUACUUCUACUUCGACGACUAGUAGUAGGCCAAGUAGUGGUGGUAGUUCUAGUUCAAAAGGAUCAUCAUUGCCAUCGCUACACCAUGACGACAAAAAGGUACCAUCAUCAUCGUCGUCAUCGUCAUCGACCAACAACAGGGAAAAGAAUACUAUAUCAUCGUCAACUACGUCAACUUCAAAUGGAUCGUCGUCAUCUUCUUCCUCUUCUUCAUCUUCAUCAUCAUUAUCAUCAUAUUCAAAUCGACCAUCAAAUGGUACUCAUCAUCAUCAUCAACAAGAUAACCCUAACCCUAAACCCAAACCAACAACACCACAAUCAAGCUCAACAACACCGUCAGAUACAUCACCAUCAAAACCAACAACAACAACAAAUAAUAUCACACCAAGCAAGAAACUAUCACCAGCCAAACCGAUUACUCCAGUGGAAUCGUCCCAUUCGCCAUUGUCACCACCUAGUCCACUCAAAAAGACUGGGGCAACCGAGAAAAUACAGUAUUCACCGUUCCAUCCAAAAUAUAUUCCAUCUGCAUCGGACCAUCCACUUGGCAAUCCAACACCCCUCUUUGAUCUACACAGCAAGCCACCAUCUAUAUCCAACUUUAGAUCUCCUCGAAAAGAGACCAUUAUGAUCACUCCUCCCACUGCUGCUCCAAAGGUCAGCAGUGCUACUCAGGGUCAGACUCAGACUCAGGGUCAGGGUCAACCUGAAAUGGUGCGAAAAAGAGGUAGACCAAAAAAGAAUCCUGACCAAAGAACACCACCACGACCUACCCCUACAAAAAAAAAGGGUGGAAAAAGAGGAAGACCUAAAAAGAAUCCUGACGCAGAGACAACAACAACAACAACUGGAACUGGAAUACCAACUCCAAAAAAGAAGAUUGGAAGACCAAGAAAAAUUGACAUUGAAGCAAGAAGAAAGGAGGAGGAGAAAGAGAAAGCGAAAGCGAUCCAACGUAAAAUAGAGAGAGAAAAAGAGAUACAACUUAGAAAAGAAAAGGACAAUGAAAGUAGUAGUGAUAGCGAUAGUAGUAGUAGUGAUAGUGAUAGUGAUAGCGAUAGUAGUAGUGGUAGUGGUAGUGAUAGUGAUAGUAGUAGCAGCAGCUACGAUAGCGAUAGUGAUAGUGAUAGUAGUAGCAGUAGUGAUAGUGACUCUGCUGCAUCUCGUCGACCUGUUAAGAAGAAAUCACCAAAACUACCACCUAUUGCCAAACCAUCACCACUCAAACGGAAAAAGAUUAUUCACGAUGAAGAGGAUGAAGAUGUUGAUAUGACUCUUGACGACGAACCAAACAAACAACAAGAAUCAAACAAACAAGAAUCAAAUAUUAUAAAUCAACCAUCAGAACAACCAAAGGAAAAGGAAAUUGAAAUUGAAAAGGUAAAGGAGAAGGAAAAGGCAAUGGAAAUCGAAAAGGUCGUUGAAAAGGAAAAGGAAAAGGAAAUCACAACUCCAAUGGAAAUAGUAGGAGAUGGAAUACCAACGACGAUAUCAUCAACGAUAGAAAAAGUUACAACUGUAACUGAAAAGGAAGUUUCAAUCACAACUCCAACUCCAAUGGAAAUAGUAGGAGAUGGAAUACCAACGACGAUAUCAUCAUCAACGACAACUAAUACGACAACAACAACAACAACACUACUUGAUAAUAAUAAUAAUAAUGAAAAUGUAAACAACACAACCGAAACAACAACAAAUAAGAAUACUGAUACAUUGAAUGGAUCAGUGUCAUCUACGCCAUCUACAACCUCAUCAACAACCACAUCACCAACUUUGACCGCUGAAAAUGGAGAACCAAGAUAUACAAUGAGAACAGUAUUUAGUAAACAAAAGAAAAAGUAUCCUCCACCAACUGCCUUGGCAGCCACCGAUACCAAACCAAAACCUCCACCAAAAAAGAAAAUAGUCGAGGAGGAUGAUGGAACAAUGACAAUGGAAUUUGACGAAACCGAAACAUACAAACCAUCCAAAAAAUCAAGAUCAAAGAAAGUCGUCGUCGAAGAGGAUGAUGAAGAAAUGAUUGAUGAUGAAGAAGAGGUGGAUGCAGAAGGAGCAGGAGAAGAGGCACCCAAAAGAGCUAGAUAUCAUAGAAAGGAUCUAAAUGAUGCAUUGGUUCAAAGUUUUGUUGAUGCUGGUGAAGUCCCUCAUAAUACCAUUGCCGUCCUAAUUCAAAGAAUUAGAGGUAAAGUUUUUAAAUUUACUGGUUCAAAUAUAUAUCUUGAAAGAAAAAAGAGAACUGAAGAACAAGAAAAUAUUAUUAUGUGUAAUUGUCCAGCAGAAUCACCGUGUUUGGAAAGUUGUUUAAAUAGAAAAUCAUAUUUCGAAUGUCAUUCAGGUUAUUGUAUUCAUGGAGAUAGAUGCAGAAACCAAAGAUUCCAAAAACAACAAUAUUGUAGAAUUCUACCUUUUAGUGCUGAAAAGAAAGGAUGGGGAUUAAAAGCAGUUGACAAUAUUGGAGCCAAAACAUUUAUUAUUGAAUAUUGUGGAGAAGUGAUUUCAAAACAAAAAUGUUUGGAAAGAAUGACAGAAUCAGAAUCGGAGAAAUACUUUUAUUUUUUGACACUUGAUCGUUUAGAGUGUUUGGACGCAUCGCGUAAAGGUAAUCUUGCAAGAUUCAUCAAUCACAGUUGCGAUCCAAAUUGUGAAACUCAGAAAUGGAAUGUGGAUGGAGAGGUUCGAAUUGGUAUCUUUGCCAUUAGAGAUAUCAAGAGAGGCGAGGAGUUGACGUUUGACUACAACUAUGAACGUUUUGGAACGUCAAAGCAGGUCUGCUACUGUGGUGCUGCCAACUGUCGUGGAUUCCUUGGUGAGAAGGCUCCAACCGAAAAGAAAUAUAAAAAGGAUGUGCCUUUGAUUGUAUCACGCCAAUCGUUUACCAUUGACCAUCGCGAGAACCAUGUCCGCUACUGUUUUGGCGAGCAACAAGAUAUCAUCCCGUUGCCAUACUACUAUGAAACAGAGUUGCGUGGUGACAAUGAAGAAAAGUUUAUCCGUACUCGAAAGUUGUUCCUCAUGCGCAAUUGGAAAACUGUCAGAAAGGGGUACAACAAUAUCCUCAAACGAAUAUACUAUGAUUAUGAUAUACCAAUUGAACAUCAACAAUUAAUUGAAUGUAAUCAUUAUAAUAAUAUUGAUGAUGAUGAAUUUGACCAAAAUCAAAAUCAAAAUCAAAAUAAUCAAAAUAAUAUUUCUGGUAGCAAGAGAAUUGCAAAUAGAACAAAGAAUAACAAUACCACACAACUUCAACAAUAUUUAAAUAAUAUGAUUGAUCAAAAUAAUAGUAAUACUAGUACGUCAACAACAUCAACGACAUCGACAACAACCUCAACAACAAUAACAUCACCAAAAAAUAACAACAAUGGGAAAAGAAAAAAGAGAGGAGCCAACGACAAGACACCCAAAAAGAAAUCAAUAUUUGAUGUCAUGGAUUAUUUAAAGAAACAACAACAACAAACCCAAUCAACUACGAAUAAAUAA